This is a messenger RNA of Diplodia corticola, 795 nucleotides long. RefSeq lists its product as uncharacterized. Gene Ontology annotation, cellular component: EMC complex. The coding region runs from base 1 to 795 and encodes 264 amino acids. NCBI's taxonomy places the organism in Eukaryota, Fungi, Ascomycota, Dothideomycetes, Botryosphaeriales, Botryosphaeriaceae. The transcript has 2 exons. The record is from RefSeq and is a predicted model, not a curated record.
AUGCGCCUCUCCACCGCGACCGCCGCCGUCCUGGCCGCCUCGACGUCGACCGUCGUCUCCGCCGCCAACCUCACCUUCGCCGUCGUAGCCCCGCACGCGGCGCUCCUCCCCGGCGGCAGCGGCGCCGCCGCCGCAGCCUCCCUCCCGGCCUCGACGCACGCGACCCUGCACGCGCGGGGCCCGGCGCUCUCGGCCCCGCUGCGCCGCGACGGCACCUUCGCCUUCGUCGACGUCGCGCCCGGGUCGUACCUGCUCAGCGUGCACGCGCGCGACCACGUGUUUGAGAAUUUGAGGGUGGAUGUCGAGGUCGCGGCGGAUUAUGGUGGGGAUGACAACAAGAAGGAGGGGGCGACUGGGGUGGAGAAGGUGAGGGCGUGGCAGACGUUUCGGGGGAACGAGUGGGCGAAUCGGGGGGAGAAGAGGGGGGAGAGCACGGCGACGGCGACGGCGGCGACGGGCGGGGCGCAGAUGAUGGCGGAGGUGAGGGUGGUGGGGCGGAAGGAAUAUUACCAGGAGAGGUCGGGGUUCAGCCCGUUGGCGUUCUUGAAGAACCCGAUGAUUUUGAUGGGGGUGUUCAGCUUGGCGUUGAUUGUGGGCAUGCCGUAUCUCAUGGAUAACAUGGACGAGGAGACCAAGGCCGAGUUCGAGGAGAUGCAGAAGAACAGCCCGCUUGGGCAGAAUCCGGCGAGCCAGCUGCAGAAUUUCGAUCUGGCGUCUUUCUUGGCCGGCAAGAAGGAGGACCAGCCGCAGCAGUCGUCACAGAGCGGUGGGAACGGUGCUAGGAAGCGCGGCUAG